Musca domestica (house fly) is the source of this 1858-nucleotide messenger RNA. Its product is annotated as adult enhancer factor 1. Gene Ontology annotation, biological process: regulation of transcription by RNA polymerase II. The coding region runs from base 893 to 1858 and encodes 321 amino acids. Lineage: Eukaryota; Metazoa; Arthropoda; Insecta; Diptera; Muscidae. The record is from RefSeq and is a predicted model, not a curated record. The transcript is spliced from 3 exons. Gene Ontology annotation, molecular function: RNA polymerase II cis-regulatory region sequence-specific DNA binding; DNA-binding transcription factor activity.
CAGCUACCGCUGAACUGUCAAAACGGGUCUGAACUGAAUUGUAACAUCAAGAAAAAAGCAAAUACACUUUUUUCCUAACCGACCGACCUCAACAAUUUAAAAGAAGUUUAGUUUAAAUCAAAACAAUACUUUUGAUAUACAAUUAAGUUUUUAUGUUAACAUUGAAACAUUUCUGAAAAAGGUGACUGAUUGGAAACCAUAAAAGCAAAGCUUUGAACGUUGAAAGGAUUGCGUUGCUGCACACUGCAAGGAAAGAGAAAGGAAUGUGAAAAGAGAAACGUUGACGACGACGACGGGAAUAAAGGUGUUUGAAUGAAGAACCAAUUGCCUGAAAAAAUGCAUUGAAAUUUAGGAAAGCACACACCGAAAUUCCUUUGAUUCAUAACGAGUUUCGAAAGGUUUUCGCCUCAAUUCAACUACACAUUCAAAACAGGGAAGGAAAACUGGUGGAACUGCCUCGCCACAUUACACAAAAAAACGAACGAAGCCAACUGGCAGGCAGACAGAGGUAAGGUGACAUUUUCCUAUACAAUUUGCUAGUGUUGCCAGGACUGAUGAACUCCGUCCUACAAACAACAACAUUGAUGGCAAAAUUUUCCGAAAAACGUGAUAAUUGAUAUCUAAAAUCUGUGAAACGGAGAGAAUAAUCCAACAAUUAACUGAUAGCUGCAUCCAUCACUUAACUUCUAAAUGAACGACCAGGCCUAUGAGCUUCUAAAGUGAAUAGGUCGAGUCACAAAACCGGAAACAGAUAGCUGUAAUUUUUAGAAGACCAACAAAACAACUUACCAACCAACCAACCAUAAAGUUAUUCAAUAAUUUUUUGGUAAUUAGGUAAUACUUCUUUGUACACUUUUCUGCAAGAGAAGAAAGACAACGCAGCAUUCCUAGAAUGCAUAUAAAAAGUCUGCAACAUGCUCAUGCUGCUGCAGCAGCGGCAGCGGCAAUGCCAAACUGUGAAAUUGUAAUUGUAUCAUCGUCGCCUAAUCAUAAUAAUAACAACAACAAUAAUAACAAUAACAAUGAAAGUACAAAUGGAACAUCCAGCAAUGGUAGCGGAGGCGGCAGUGGAACCGGCGGUGGUGGAGGCGGUGCCCACAACAACAAUCAUCAUCAGCAGGGUCCAACGACUGCUGCACCAACGGAAAUUCCAAUACCAUUUAUGCAUUUGGCAGGAGUAAGUGCUGAGGCACACGCGGCCGCCCAAGCAGCAGCCAUGGCAGCGGCCCAGGCCGCAGCCGCUCAAGCUGCGGCAGCUGAACAUCAAAACGGUGGGAAUGGACCUGCACCUGGCAGUGCUUUGGCCCACCAUCAUGCCAUACUGCAGCAACAUCCAUUGGCUCAUUUGGUGGCCACCGCUGCACACAGUCCUGCACUAUCGGAACAACAUUUUAUUGCCCGCGAUGCUACCGUCUUGACCAACGGCCACAAUGGCAGUUCAACGCCCGUAUCGGCUGGAGGUCCGGCACCGGAAAAGCCAUUUCAGUGUAAUGUCUGCGAACGGCGAUUCCGGCAACUGAGCACACUAACCAAUCAUGUGAAAAUUCACACUGGAGAAAAACCGUACAAAUGCAAUGUUUGUGAUAAAACAUUUCGUCAAUCGUCCACACUAACAAACCAUUUGAAAAUACAUACCGGAGAGAAACCGUUUAAUUGUACCUAUUGCCCGAAACAUUUUCGUCAAUUGAGUACGCUAACAAAUCAUUUGAAAAUUCAUACAGGUGAAAAACCUUUUGAAUGUGCCGUUUGUAAAAAACAAUUCCGUCAAUCUAGUACUCUUAAUAACCAUAUAAAAAUCCAUGUAAUGGACAAAGUCUAUGUUCCCGUCAAGAUUAAAACCGAGGAAGAGGAGGGAUGA